Messenger RNA from Westerdykella ornata, 1392 nucleotides. RefSeq names its product Arabinanase/levansucrase/invertase. The coding region runs from base 1 to 1392 and encodes 463 amino acids. Gene Ontology annotation, molecular function: hydrolase activity, hydrolyzing O-glycosyl compounds; carbohydrate binding. The record is from RefSeq and is a predicted model, not a curated record. Gene Ontology annotation, biological process: carbohydrate metabolic process. The transcript has a single exon. NCBI's taxonomy places the organism in Eukaryota, Fungi, Ascomycota, Dothideomycetes, Pleosporales, Sporormiaceae.
AUGGGCGCUGCUAGCCCUCUCUCAAUACUGGCACGGGUGACCGUCGCUUUUCAGGUACUGCUGUUCAUCAGUCCCCUCCUGAGGGGGAUCAAACUCGCGAAGGCGGACAACCCAUUCGUACAAACCAUUUACACCGCGGAUCCCGCUCCGGUCGAGUACAAUGGCCGGCUGUACGUAUUCACUGGCCACGACGAGGAUGGGUCCAAGGAUUUUGUGAUGAAAGACUGGAGGGUCUUCUCAACCGUUGACAUGGUCAAUUGGCAAGACCAUGGCUCACCCAUGAGCUUGAAAACCUUCAGUUGGGCAAGCGCAAAUGCGUGGGCUGGACAAGUCAUCCCGCGCAACGGCAAAUUCUACUAUUACGCCCCGGUCCGAGCCAAUAGCGGAAGGAUGGCAGUCGGGGUUGCUGUGAGUGACAAUAUCACUGGACCGUAUCGCGAUGCCAUAGGCAAACCGCUGGUGGAGAAUAACGAAUUCGAUCCUACCGUCUGGAUCGACGACGAUGGCCAGGCCUACCUCUACUGGGGAAACCCAAACUUGUGGUACGUCAAGCUGAACCAAGACAUGAUCUCUUACAGCGGUGGGAUGAAUAAAGUGUCACUCACCACCGCUGGAUUUGGUGCUCGUUCCGGCAGCGCCAACCAAGGGCGUCCUACCUCCUUCGAGGAGGGGCCGUGGAUCUAUAAACGGAAGGGCCUUUAUUACUUGGUCUACGCAGCGAACUGCUGCUCGGAAGACAUACGCUAUGCGACGGGUCCCAGCAUCACAGGGCCUUGGACAUAUCGAGGCUUGGUCAUGGCCACCGAGGGCGCCAGCUUCACCAAUCAUCCCGGUGUUAUCGACUACAAGAACAACUCGUACUUCUUCUACCACAAUGGCGCCCUUCCCGGUGGAAGCGGCUACACCCGAUCCGUCGCUGUCGAACGCUUCGUUUAUAACGCCGAUGGUACGAUCCCUCAGAUGAAGAUGACCAAGGAUGGCGCACCGCAGAUCGGAACAGUGGAUCCAUACUUACGACAGGAAGCCGAAAUGAUGGCCUGGUCGUCCGGAGUCGAAACCGAGGUCUGCAGCGAGGGCGGCAUGGCUGUUUCGUACAUCAACAAUGGCGACUACAUCAAGGUCAAGGGCGUUGCAUUCGGAUCUGGCGCAAAGUCAUUCAGCGCGCGUGUCUCGUCCGGCGCCAGUGGUGGCAAGAUUGAACUUCGUUUGGGCAGCGCGACUGGCACGCUCGUCGGCACAUGCACUGUGUCGAGCACUGGGGGAUGGUCGACCUGGGUGACCGUAACAUGCCCUGUGAGCGGCGCUUCUGCGACCCAGGACUUGUUCUUUCGCUUCACGGGCAGUGGGACCGGUUCACUCUUUAACUUCAACUGGUGGCAGUUCGGACAGUAG